CCGACGCUAACGUGAGAGGAGGUUUAUUUAGAUCCUUUUCGAACCCAGUAGUAAACGCUGAUCAGUCAAUCCUUUCACUUGAAUGUGAAUAAAGUGUAUUUUUUUUGUCUAAUAUGAAUAAAUGAUUAACCUUUCAUUCAAGUAAUAGUGUAUCAAUUGAUAUUACAAAAAAGGACAAUAACCUUAAGUUGAAGAUUAUUAGGGCUAGGUGCAUUUAGCCAAUCUAGCUUCUCAUACAGCAACUGUGUGUGCGAUGAAAGAACGUGAGGGGACGAAAAGUGCCUUGCACCCCCUUGACAUUUAGUCCAAGUGGUGCACCCCAGCUAACCUGAAGUGUAAAGAAUCUCUCCUAUGACUAAUUAAUCUUUAUCAUUUAUCAACACUUAUGCAAGUGUCUAGACCAAUAUGGCAUAAAGAGAUUUAAUUUGCUUUUGAUAGCUUGUUAAUUGUGAUAAAAAGUUAACAAUAUUAUCAAAAAAAAAAAAAUAUCUACAAUUAUUUUUAACAGUCAAUUAAAUUUCAUAAAAAAGGUAAAAAACUGUUCAUAUAAUGAAUCAAAUCAUAACAAAUCAAUUUAACGGUUUGUUUACUAUAGUUCACAGAUAGUAAGUGAAUUCUUUAAAUUACUACUUGAGCUAAUAAAUUAAUUGAGUCAAUAUAGUCAUUUAAAUGACUAAAAUAAGGAAAUCAUUUUCUUUAUUAAAGUUAAAAUGUCAUCAUUCCGUUUGUAUCUUUCCCGCUUAAGAAUUAAGUAAAACGUGAUAAAGAUUGAAAAUAAAUUUUGUUAAUUAUUGUUGGUUAUAUAUAACAAUUGUUAAUUAUUGUUAUUAAUUAAAAUAAUGGAUGAAGAAGGGCAAUUAAAAUCGAGUACACUACUCGAGGAAACAUUUUAUAUAACAUCAAAAAAAAAUACUUAUUAUAAAGUAAAAUUAUCUGAAAAGGGAUUAAGUCUUCAGAAAGAAAGUAAUGGAGCCACGAAAACAGAAACAAUUACUUUAAAUGAUAUCAUUGGAUGUCGAUGCAUGAGAUCCAAACGUAAAGCAACUGCUAGUUGUGCUUGUCGUCCAACUAUUUCAAAACCUCAAAUGAGAGUUGUUGAAUCUAAUGAAAAUUAUCAUGUUUGGGAUGAACUUGACACAUCAGCUUACCUAUAUAUUUAUACAUAUACAUUGAAAAAAGCCCGCGUUAAAGGAGCAAGAAGACGAGAAAAAACCACGAUAACACUCAGGUUUCGGAGUUUUGAUAAAUAUGAAGAUAAUCUUAGAGAAGCUAGUAGAUGGAGACUUGCUAUUAAAUGUCUUGUAAAUAAAGUUCCAAUUCCUAAGAAUCUGAUGAGUCCAAGUCAUGGAAAUUUAGAUUCGCUUUUAAGUGCAUGCUCAGGUGAUCAAAAAAAACUCUUGGUCCUAUUAAAUCCAAAAUCUGGUCCAGGAAGAAGUCGAGAAAUUUUUCAAAGAAGAAUUCAUCCAGUUUUAUCUGAAGCUGAAAAACUUUAUGAAAUUUAUAUAACAAAGUGCCCGAAUUAUGCACGAGAUUUUGUGAGAACGAGGAAUAUUUAUCAGUGGAGUGGGAUUUUAUGUGUUGGCGGAGAUGGAAUAGUUUUUGAAGUUGUUAAUGGUCUUCUUGGAAGGGUCGAUUGGAAACGUGCUUUAGAAGAGUUACCUUUGAGUGUUAUACCUUGUGGAUCAGGCAAUGGAUUGGCCAAAUCUAUCGCCUAUUCAAAGCAGGAGCCUUACGAUUCAAAUCCAAUGCUCGUAAGCGCAUUAACAGUGGUUAAAGGAAGAAGAACCUCAAUGGAUUUAGUACGAGUAGAAACAAGAAGCCAAAUUCUUUAUUCAUUUCUCUCAGUAGGCUGGGGUUUGAUAGCGGACAUUGACAUCGAGAGUGAGAGGCUCAGGGCCAUUGGUGCACAACGUUUUACUAUCUGGGGUAUUGCCAGGCUUAUUGGCCUUCGUAAAUACAAAGGAACCGUUUCGUAUUUACCUUGUGACAAAGUUCCUAAUGUAGAAAACAAAACUAAUGGCAAUUAUUACGAAAGAGACAUAAGAAAUGAUGAUAUUAUUUCACAUUCAAAAAGUUUUGGAGAUAACCUUGACCGAUUCUGUAGUGUACGGGAAUCAAAAAGUUAUCAAGAUGUUCUGGAUUCUGUGACAAGUGAUCUAGAAGAUAUGUAUAUGGAUGAAAGUGAUCUGAUUGAAGAAAAGUUAUCAUUAGAAACAGAAGUUCAAAGUCGAACACGUCUUGAUAGUUUUUAUUCUGCCACGUCUAAAAAAUCGGCAUAUUUCAGUACGGGUUCAGCUUCGAGUUAUCAUAGUGUUGAAGAAAAUGAAAGCACUGCAGAAAAUGAUGAAAUUCCAACUUCUAAUAACAGGGUUGUUUAUGGUCCAUCUUCAAGUCUUCCUGCACUUACGGCGCAACUUCCAAGUACUUGGAUCCAAGUGAAAGGAGAGUUUGUAAUAGUUCAGGCUAGUUAUCAGUCACAUAUCGGUGAGGACGGUUUUAUUGCACCUCAAGCAAAGCUUGCAGAUGGAGUGAUAUGGCUUUUAAUAGUAAGAGCUGGUGUUACGAGGUCUGAGUUAUUGCAGUUCCUUCUAGGACUCAACACUGGGACUCAUUUAACUUGUGCUGGUGUUGAUAUGAUUGCUGUCAAGGCAUUCCGUAUCGAACCAGAUCCUAGUGUCAAUGGUAUCCUGACUGUUGAUGGUGAAAAGGUUGAUUAUGGUCCGCUACAAGCAGAGGUCUUUCCAUCUUUGGCUACAGUCAUGAGUCCUUGACCAGAACCUUGAGCAUAGUUUCUCUAAGACAGUCUUAUAUAAGACUAACCCGUUACAACCUCAUGCAUAGGUGAUGAUGAUUCAAUCAAAAAAAAAAUAAAGAGAUAAAUAAAAAUUUAGUCAUUGAUUUCUCAACAGAUUAAAGAAUAAAGACCAAGGUUUUUGUAGUGCAAAAAUAUUUAUUAUGAUAAUAACGAUAUCAUGGAAAGAAUUAUGACGAUAUUAACUAAUAUAUUAUUGAAUUAUAAUUAAGUCAAAUUAAAUAAAUAAAAAAAAAAACAUCACUAAUGGUUAGAGAUGAAUUAUAGUUAUAGACAAAGAUAAAAGAUGAGUUAUAUAAAAUAGUAUGAAAAAGUUUAUGAACAAAAUUAAAAAGAAUUGAUGAAAACUACGUCAAUUGUAAUCUAUAUUUCUAGUUAAAAAAUACUGAUAAAAAUUUAUAUAUGUAAAUAUUGUACUUUAAUCGAUAAGCUGAUAACCUUUUUGCUCAUGUAAUUAAGUGUAGAUAAUGUGUUGAGUAAAAAAAAAAGUUAUGAAUUAAAACAUUUUAAAAAAUAAAAAUUUAAUUAAUUAAAUAAUUAUAUUAUAAAUCAAAAAUAUUCUAGAUUUGGAUAUUUUUAUGUUGCAGGGUUUACUGAUGGAU
Messenger RNA from Chelonus insularis, 3414 nucleotides. RefSeq names its product sphingosine kinase 1-like (gene Sk2). The transcript has 7 exons. Gene Ontology annotation, biological process: sphingosine biosynthetic process; phosphorylation. The coding region runs from base 840 to 2771 and encodes 643 amino acids. Gene Ontology annotation, cellular component: intracellular membrane-bounded organelle; cytoplasm; membrane. Lineage: Eukaryota; Metazoa; Arthropoda; Insecta; Hymenoptera; Braconidae. The record is from RefSeq and is a predicted model, not a curated record.